CAAAGUAAAGAAAAGUCAAACUUACUUUUCCUUUUCUUUUGAACCAUGGCCGGCUGCACUCUCUUCUUGCUAUCCCUUUUCAACUUAAUCAAAUCCCAAAAAGUAAGGCAAAAUUAAAUUUACCUUGGAUACCUCAAAUUGCCGGCUGCACUCUCCCUCUUUUCUUUGUUUUUUUUUUUAUUAUUCCACCGUCAAUUGGCCCAUUGAAAAGUCUCCUCCACUUUAAAUAAAAAUCUAUUAAUUUUCAAAAGAAAUCCCAAAAGUAGGGACUCCUUGAAAAUUACCAUUAAUUUUGCUUUACCUUCUUCAACCUCCACGGGCCACCAUCACCUUGCAGCCGACUGUUCCUUCCAUUUUAUUUUGCUUCACCCAGAUCUACUCCAUUUUGCAUCUCCUUUAACCUUCAAAUUAAACUCUAGUCACUGCCGGUUGCACUCUUCAAUUUUUUUUUUAUUUUGUUUCUCCAAAUUCACCCAAAAUCAGCAACCCAUUUCCUUCAACUUUCAAGAUCUACUGCCGACUGCACUCUCUUCUUUUGCUUGUCCAGAUCUGCUCCAUUCAGUGGUCCCCCCGGCAACUCUUCUUGCCCCACAGAUCUGCUUGACUCGGCUUGUGACCGGUGAACCCCACUGCCGAACAGCCUUCCUCUACCAAAAUUAUCUCCAUGACCAGUAACCGAGAAGAACAACCCAUGCCAACCGAAUCUGCUUCCAUGGCCGGUUCAAAGGCCACUCCUUGCUUGAGGUCACCUCCCCCAAAUUUAACUAAAAUCUUUCAAAACCGUAACCUUCAAGACGAUAUAAACAGGGUACUCCAAAAACAGAAACCAUGCCAUUCAAGCCAAACUUUUGUUCCUCAUAGAAAAUCUCAGAUUUUGGGCCCUUAUUUUGUGUCUCAGCCGCCAGCUUCUCUUGCCUCCAUUUACCCACAACCCAAAGAACAUCUGCUCCCCUUUCAAGUAAAACCUGAUUGGAGUAAGUGGAUUGGUUCUUUUGGAGCUUGGCCGGUUUGGAGAAAAUCAGAAUGGGUAGAGUGGAUUGAUCGUCUAGAACCUGAUUUUGGCCAAAUUUGGAGAGAUGUGGGUCUGUUUGAAUUUAUACAACUCACCAGAUGCAGGUUCACCAUGGACAAGAUGGCCUUGGGUGCAGCUUUGUUAUUUUGGUCUGGCUCUUUCAAUUGUUUUCAUUUUCCCUGUGGAGCCAUGUCUGUGAGCCUUUUUGAUGUCAGCUCACUAACCGGAUUGCCCUGUACUGGAGAAGAGAUUUCAGCAUUGUUAACCGUGCCUCCAGGUGUUGAUUACAAUGUGGAGCUGAAACCCUCUUAUCCAGCCUUUGUGAGGUCUGCCUAUGACAAAAGUAAGCCUGUUAAUGUUGAUGAACAUAUUUCGUUUCUGCUUACUUUGAUUUGCAAGUAUAUAGUCUGCUCUGCUGGCAAAGGUCCCACCAAAGAGUUUAUUCCUUUAGCUGUGGCUUUAGCAUAUGGAAAACAAAUGGCUUUGGGUCCUUUCUUGCUGGCUCAUCUGUACAGGAGCUGCCAGGAUAUCACGGCUCACCCCUUAGUCAUUAGUGGAGUUGCCAAGAUAUCACGGCUCAUCCCAGCCCUUAGUCAUUAGUGGUGGGCCGCUUUGGGUUUUGCAGUUGUGGUUGUAUUUUUAUUUUCCAACCCUAGCUCCUGUCUCAUCAGUUGUUCCAGCCCGGGAUCUACUUACUUAUGGCUUCAUGUUCAAGAAUGUCGUGGAAAACAAAAGAAGCUUUGAAGAGUGCUUCAAGUUUUUUGCUUCUCUUUCUGUUGAUCGACCCGAUGCAGACUUUGCUGUGUUUCUUGGUAGAUCUCACGGUCCCUCAUGGUACAGGGUCGAUAUCGAAUCCCCAGAUUUCAGAGCAUUUUGGUCUGUUUGUGUGACCUCCCGGGAUUUGUUUGUUGGCUGUAGUUUGAACACUCUCAACUCCAGCUAUGGCAUGGAGCUUUAUGCACCGAACCAAUUCUGUCGG
This is a messenger RNA of Rubroshorea leprosula, 1991 nucleotides long. Lineage: Eukaryota; Viridiplantae; Streptophyta; Magnoliopsida; Malvales; Dipterocarpaceae. The record is from the annotation of a GenBank genome assembly.